Molecule: messenger RNA, 1278 nt
Organism: Scomber japonicus (chub mackerel)
Lineage: Eukaryota; Metazoa; Chordata; Actinopteri; Scombriformes; Scombridae
Product: non-histone chromosomal protein HMG-14A-like
Exons: 6
Coding region: 124-417 (97 amino acids)
Biological process (GO): chromatin organization
Cellular component (GO): chromatin; nucleus
Molecular function (GO): nucleosomal DNA binding
Source: RefSeq, a predicted model, not a curated record
UCUCUGUUCAGUGUGUUUACUACACUGCCGAGCAUAAGGGAGACACUCGUCUUCACAUGCACUGAUCCCACUGAGAAAAACAGUUUUUAGUUGUAUUUGUAAGAAAACCUCCAAGAGAUCAACAUGCCCAAGAGAAAGUCACAGGGAACAGAAGGAGGAGACAAGGAGGAGCCCCAGAGGAGAUCAGCUCGGUUAUCAGCGAAACCGGCCCCACCCAAGCCGGAACCAAAGGUCAAGAAAGCAGCAAAGAAAGAAAAGGCUGUGAACGAUAAGAAGGAGGACAAGAAGACCAAGAAGGCAAAGGAGAAUGCCGAGGCAGAGGCAAACGAGGAAAACCACUCUGAGAACGGAGAGGCCAAGACCAACGAGGUGGAGGCAGCCCCAGAGGAGGCCAAGGAGGAGGCCAAGUCCGAGUAGCACCACUGCCCAAGCUUCCUCCUCCUCUACAAUCCCUCCCCCCAACCCCCCAGCCAGCCAGCCAGCCCCCCCAAGUCUCUCACAUGGUUUCCCUCCAAGGCGUAUUGUUAACAGAGGAAUAUUUUUAUCAAUGAUUUUAUAAGUAUCCGUACAGAUUUUUAGCACAAAAAGCAAAGCUGAUUAUGGAGCGCCUUGCAGAUUUGCAGUGAUCAUAUCAAGUGUCUGCAAGCAAGAUGAACACACUAAAAUCUUUUUUAAAUGGCAUUUCAUGAUUGUUAAAGGCUUGUUUGGUGUAGAAAGUGUGUCCCUGCCGGAUUGGCUAUGUUGUGAGUUGUGUAUUCCUGUGUUUUUCUCUUCCCCGAUCUUCCCCCUUUCCCCUCUUAUCCCUCCUCCACAGAUUAGACCUUCCUCUCCUACAGUUCAGCCUUUUAUCCAUGUUUUAUUAACGGUUCAGCCAUGUUAAUGUGGGUGAUUCUUUUAGACCUCUAAAUGUGCAGUGAGUUCCCUUUGCUUCUGUCUCACGGUCUUUUUUUUUUUUCAUUGAAAUCGUGUUUUAAAAAAAAAUAUGCGUGUGAAGCGUGUUGUCCAUAAGAAAGAGGAAGACGAACAUGUGAAACAUUCCGGGAACAGUGAUGCCUCCGACCCGUCUCCUAGACGACCCUGCGUGUAAAGAAGAAAAAAAAAGAAAAAAAAAACACAGCUCCUGCUCCAUCCACGCUGUCGUGUCAGCUUUUCUAAACACUCUGGUUUUUUUAAAACGAUUGAAUUUGGAAACCUUCUCUGACAAAUGCAGGUGUCUGGUCCCUCUCUUAUGUUCUGAAAUUCUCUUAAUAAAAAGAAGUCCUGGGAAUUUUCCUCGAA